Molecule: messenger RNA, 702 nt
Organism: Lizanozyma spartinae
Lineage: Eukaryota; Fungi; Ascomycota; Pichiomycetes; Serinales; Debaryomycetaceae
Gene: MTM1
Product: Mtm1p
Exons: 1
Coding region: 1-702 (233 amino acids)
Biological process (GO): mitochondrial transmembrane transport
Source: RefSeq, a predicted model, not a curated record
AUGUCUAUUCCUGCCAACGUUAUUUAUUUCACAGGGUAUGAAUACAUUAGAGACCACUCAUUUAUCCCCAAUCACCCUUUGAACCCUCUUCUUUGUGGAUGUCUAUCUCGUACUAUAGCUGCAACAGUGAUCUCCCCGUUUGAGUUGAUCAAAACAAGGUUGCAAUCUAUCCCAGCAGGUGCCAAAAAUGGUGGUGGUGAUCAUGUAGUUCGUGACUUGCUACAAGAAAUGUACGCCACAACCAGAGCCAAAGGUUUAGGAACCUUGUUCAAAGGAUUACAGAUCACGUUAUGGAGAGAUGUACCGUUUUCAGGGAUAUAUUGGUCGUGUUAUGAAACAUCCAAAGUUCAAAUUGGGAAACUUUUUAAAGCUGAUUUCAGUCAUCAAAACACUGAAAGUGGUGAUGAUUGGAGAAUCUUCGCCACCAGUUUCCUUUCAGGUUCGUUAGCUGGUACAUUAGGAGCAAUAGGUACCCAUCCAUUUGAUGUAGGGAAAACACGUCUUCAAAUUGCAACAGACGUAGAAUCGCUGGCAAAAAAGCAACCCUCGAUGUUCUUGUCCCUCUAUAACAUCUACAAGACGGAGGGAAUAAGUGCAUUAUAUGCUGGGAUUGGACCAAGAGUGCUCAAAAUAGCACCAGCUUGUGCUAUCAUGGUAUCUUCGUAUGAAGUGGGAAAGAAGCUUUUUAAGAACGAUCAAUAG